Aphis gossypii (cotton aphid) is the source of this 630-nucleotide messenger RNA. RefSeq lists its product as uncharacterized. The record is from RefSeq and is a predicted model, not a curated record. Bases 46 to 630 code for a protein of 194 amino acids. NCBI's taxonomy places the organism in Eukaryota, Metazoa, Arthropoda, Insecta, Hemiptera, Aphididae. The transcript is spliced from 3 exons.
UUGUUUUUACUUCAAAUUAACAUUUUAUUCCUCUUGAUAAAGGACAUGUCUUCCCCAUUAAGUAUUGAUUUUGAAUCACCAUCUACAUCAUCAUUGGUAAGUGUUGGAGGUCUUACAGAUACUCCUUCUGAUACUGAAAUCUCCUUCACAUCUUCCAAUAAUCAGCAAACACUUAAUGUAUCAAAUUCAAAUGCAAUUAACAAUCAGCACCCAAAUUUGAAUCUAAUACAUCAAUCUUCUGAAUCGGUACAAAGUCUAGUACUCAACUAUUUGAACAAUUCAAAUGAAGGAAAAGGUAUUUUGUUUAAAUAUAGAGAAAGUGGAGUAUUAGAUAACUUGGGGAGAAGAAAAUUAUGUAAUUUAAUUGUCAGAAAAGAACUCGAAAAUGAACCAGAUAAAAUUGUAACCAGCCAAAAGCUUUUAUUGUUGUCUCAAGAAAUCACUUCUAUUUUUCCUAAGGAACAUAUUAGUACCUACUUUAUUCCAUAUAUGAGCUAUGGACCUACAAUCAAAAAAGCUGCAAAAGGAAAAUUGUUGGAUUGCUUCAAUAACCGCCGAAGAGAAUUUAAGAAAGCUGGUGUCAUAACACAUCAUUCAAGAGGGACCACAACUAUUAAACCAAUUUUCUGA